This is a messenger RNA of Corythoichthys intestinalis (scribbled pipefish), 1605 nucleotides long. RefSeq names its product family with sequence similarity 131 member C (gene fam131c). The coding region runs from base 245 to 1006 and encodes 253 amino acids. The record is from RefSeq and is a predicted model, not a curated record. NCBI's taxonomy places the organism in Eukaryota, Metazoa, Chordata, Actinopteri, Syngnathiformes, Syngnathidae. The transcript is spliced from 8 exons.
CAUCUUUUGUGAAGGUUGUGGAAGGUUUCUGGUCAGCCUGGAAUACUACCUCUGCCAGAUCACUGUCAUGUUCUUCUCGUGGCUGUUCUUCAGCUGGCUUUUCUCCUUCACCAAGAAAAGGGAGAUGCUUGGUUACUAUGGGAACGGAAUUCAAGAGUGCUACUGACAACAGUGAUCUGCCCUCCCUCGUCAUUUUCAAGCCGUCAUGGGCACCAGAUAACUGCCUGCGGGCUUACCACACAUCAUGGGUUGUUGCCUCUGUAAAAGUCACAAAGAGCUCCACUUUCCCAUGACGGUGAUACAAGAGGUUCAUCCUUCAACCUCCGCCAAGGAUGAACGUGCUCCAUCAAAUGGAAGUGCAGCAGAUAAAAGCGACCACUACAACAUUGGCGAGCUGGCCACUUCUUCUCUGUUAGGUCUGGUGGCUACGAUAAAGGAGCACAUCACCAAGCCCACAGCCAUGGCUCAAGGGCGAGUGGCUCACCUUAUUGAGUGGAAGGGCUGGGGAGGUGGUGGCGAGGCCAGGGGAGGAGGAAGUGGGUGGAGUGGAGGUUGGGCUCGAGGAGGCGGAAGCUGGGGGCCUGAGGAAGAUCAACAAUUUUACUCCCAAAUGACAGAUGAGAUCAAGGAAGCUCGCUUUGCUGCUGGAGUAGCAGAGCAGUUUGCCUUGGCUGAGGCCGCCAUGAGUGUUUGGUCGAUGAACGACUGCUUCGAACAACCUUCGACCAGCUUCCAAGGGACACAGAGGAGCCACCUGUUGUCUUGUUUCCUGCUGGAUAACAGAAGUGUCAGUCCCCCCCAGUACGGGCAAAGCAUCCACGCUCAGACAUAUGGUGACAGCCAGCUCAGCAGCCUGGCCACCCCCAAUCAACCACCCAUGACCGGCAUUAGACAGCAGGAGAGGAAUUCUCCCGGCGAGGACAAAUGCAGUGCAGUCACUGCAGAGGCUGCUGUGCGACACAUAGACAGCAGCUCGCUGUCUGAGGAUGAUGUGUUUUAUAAUUAAACAAAUUUGCAUUCCAGAUUGAGUGGUGCCUUGAGAUACAGGUGACUAGACAUGAUUUUUUUCCUUUUAUUUAUUUGUUUAAUUAGGAGCUGUUGUUCAGAUAUUUUGACUAACGAGCUAAAAUUUGAGAUAUAAGCGCUAAAAUCAACUUGCUUCACAAAAAGCAGCGGUUUGCUUCCAGCUGUUUAUUGUAUCUCCCUUUUGAGGUUUACUGUCAAACAGACAAACGAACAAACAGACAAACGAACAAACAGACAGACAAACAAACAAACAAACAAACAAACAAACAAACAAACACACAAACAAACAAAACAGAUAAUUACACCUUCUGUGUACCUUUACCGCCAAUGGUACUUACACCAAUACUGUCUGGCAUAUAUCUUUAUCUUCUGCAAAGAACAUUUAAUAUUACGACUGAAAUUAUCUCCAUUUGUGUUGUACUGUCCCCAGAUGACCAAGGGGCAUUGACCAGAAAGAGCAGCACAAUGUCCAUUCAACUGAAGUACUGAGACAAAAACGUAAAUUGUCUUAACAUUCAAUUUAUGUAAAUGAUGUACUGUAUGUUUAUUUAUUUUAUUUUAUUUUUUGAAGAAGAAGAA